AUGGAAAGAAAUUAUGUCUCAGCUAGCCAGGUGCAGGCCACAGGCUAUACCAUGAUCGCCUUGUCGUCGGCGGUGGUCAUUGCUCGGUUUAGCUUGAUCUUCUGGAAAUUACGGUCGCUGCAGGUCGAGGAUGGCUGCAUUCUGCUGUCGUGGGCUUGCUUUUUGGCUAUGAGUAUUGCGUACAUAAUCGUCACCCCGGUUGUGUACAAAAUCGAUGCGUAUACCGAUGGAAAGAUAGGUCCUUGGGCGACUAUGCUGUCCGACGCACUUUUCAUGAUCAAGGUCUUCUUUGCAAAUACCAUGCUAUUAUGGGGGUCGCUGUGGUCCAUCAAGCUUUACUUUCUGUUCCUCUAUCGUCGACUUCUUCAAGACCUGCCGGGUGAGAUGAAAUGGUGGUAUGCGGUAUUGUGUUUUUGCAUUGUGACCUUUAUCGGGGCAGUUGUUUCCAACUUUACCUCAUGUCAAAGGGAGUGCAGUACACAUCGAGACGCCGUGGCAGAGAUUGCCAGUCUGUAUUAUAGUUUUGCGGUCGAUGCAAUCAGUGAUAUAAUGAUCAUGGUGCUGCCGUUGCGACUGGUAGUGUCGCUGCGCCUUCCAUUGGGCCAGAAGAUCAGUGUUGCAGCCGUGUUUGCCUUGGGCACCAUCUGCGUGAUCAUGGCCGUCGUACGAGUUAUCCAAAUUGGUACUCGCGCUAACAACGACAGCACUCCAAGCAGUUCCUGGCUGGCAUUCUGGGGCAUGAUCGAGGCAGGAAUAGCUGUUAUCGUCGGCUGUCUUCCAGCUUUCGCGAUCAUCUACCGCCGCACUAAGAACACUCAUCGAUAUCGAAGCAGCUAUGUCGGCGUGUCCUCAUCAGCUUACGUGCCACAGGAAGAUGUCGCCUUGUCGGAACUUGCUACACGUGGAGAGAAUACUGGCACGGGAGAGACAGGAUUGAAAGCAUUCAACACUACGCCGGAAUUACCGAUGGAACUAUCUGGCGAGGAGUGA
Messenger RNA from Aspergillus tubingensis, 990 nucleotides. Its product is annotated as hydantoinase/oxoprolinase family protein. The coding region runs from base 1 to 990 and encodes 329 amino acids. The record is from RefSeq and is a predicted model, not a curated record. The transcript is spliced from 5 exons. NCBI's taxonomy places the organism in Eukaryota, Fungi, Ascomycota, Eurotiomycetes, Eurotiales, Aspergillaceae.